AUGAACAUGCCACAGAAUCGUCUAUGGGUAAAAAAGGAACUGAGGUUGUUGGGGUCUAUACAACUGAUGACUAGCCUGAUCAUACAGAGCCUGGGAUACUACUGGACAUUCCUAUAUUUCUCUCAAAGUCUUGUGUUUGGAAUAGGAAGUGAGUAUUUCCCUGUCAUUGGAACUUCAGGAUACUCACUGUGGUCCUCUUUGCUUUAUAGCAUAUCAGGAAGUUUUUCAAUAGUAUUACAGAGGAGGCCUUCAAAUAACAUGCUGAUCUGGACUAUGACGAUGAACAUCUUAAGCAUCUUUGCAACAUUAAUAGGUGUGUUCCUAAUAUCAUUUGAACUGAUCCUGACUUCAAAGUUAAAAACUCCUCUGUGGCAAUAUCGAAGUGCUAGGAUGCUUACACAAUAUCUCUUCCUGUUCACUAUGCUGGAGUUGUUAAUGGCAGCCAUAGUAACUGAGUGGACCUACAAAGCAAGACAAACAGAAGAAUAA
Messenger RNA from Cricetulus griseus (Chinese hamster), 489 nucleotides. The record is from RefSeq and is a predicted model, not a curated record. Lineage: Eukaryota; Metazoa; Chordata; Mammalia; Rodentia; Cricetidae.